Molecule: messenger RNA, 1644 nt
Organism: Oncorhynchus keta (chum salmon)
Lineage: Eukaryota; Metazoa; Chordata; Actinopteri; Salmoniformes; Salmonidae
Product: zinc finger protein 664-like
Exons: 2
Coding region: 275-1507 (410 amino acids)
Biological process (GO): regulation of transcription by RNA polymerase II
Cellular component (GO): PcG protein complex; transcription regulator complex
Molecular function (GO): DNA-binding transcription factor activity, RNA polymerase II-specific; RNA polymerase II cis-regulatory region sequence-specific DNA binding
Source: RefSeq, a predicted model, not a curated record
GAUGUGCUUCUUUCAGGCGACGCUGCCAGCGUGACGUCUAAUCUAGUGGACGGUUCUUCAGAAUCAGCUCGUCAACCACCUCCGUAGCUUGCUAGCCAACAUAGCCGACAGAUUCGAGCUAUUUAUAUGCUUUCGGUGUAUAUUAGCUGCUGUUUUUAAAACCAGUUUCUAUCGUCAAGUAAGUUAUUCCAUUCACUUUCAUAUUUACGUUGUUGUUGGUCAGCUAGCGGGCUGGUUAAGUUAGCAUUAGCCUAGCUAGCUAACAUCUCUGACCAUGAGGUCACUAAGCUAUUCUCCUGCUAAAGAAGAGGCGGUCUGCUGGACGGAGAAAGAAACUCUCGUGAAAGAGGAGAAGGAAGAGGAGGAUAUUACAAUACAAAAACAAGUAGAGGUUGAGGCUGUUACCAUGAAAGAAGAAGAGAAAGACAUUACAGUGAAAGAACAGGAGGAUUUUACAAUAAAACAAGAAGUAGAGGGUGAGGCUGUUACAGUGAAAGAAGAGGAAGACUCGUUCAGAGUGAAAGAGGGGGGUGUUACAGUAAAAGAAGAGGAGGAAGAGAAAGAGGAGGAUUAUGUUUUUGGAGUGAAAGAGGAGGAGGGAGAGAUGACUGUUACAUCGAAAAAGGAGGACAAUGGAUCUCUGGGGCCGGUUUCCCAAAGGCAACAUAAGGCGUCCAAUGGUUCUAAAGAUGAACUUAGCCAUAAAAUGCUUUUAGGAAACCUAGCCCUGAUUAACACUAGAGAGAGAGGUGACUAUUGUGGAUCCUCUGGGGAGCCUCAGCUACAUCAUGACGCUGACGAGGCAGAGAAGAGUCUCUCCACAUCAGAACACCUCAAGAAACACCAACGGAAACCCACAGGGAAGAAUUCUCACUACUGCUCUGACUGUGGGAAGAGUUACUCAAGAUUAGAUUCACUAAAAGUACACCAGAGAAUUCACACAGGCGAUACAGCUCACUGCUCUGACUGUGGGAAGAGAUUCACCACUAUAGCAAACCUUAAAAUACAUCAGAGAAUCCAUACAGGAGAGAAACCUUAUAGCUGUGAUCAAUGUGGGAAGAGUUUUACUCACUCAAGCUGCCUGAAGGUACAUCAGAGAACACACACUGGAGAGAAACCUUAUAGCUGUGAUCAAUGUGUGAAGAGAUUUGUCACAUCUAGUAGUCUGACUAUACACCAGAGAACACAUACAGGAGAGAAACCUUUUGGUUGUGAUCAAUGUGGGAAGAGAUUUGUUUCAUCUAGCCGCCUGACUAUACACCAGAGAACACACACAGGGGAGAAACCGUUUAGUUGCUCUGACUGUGGGAAGACCUUUUCAAAAUUAUAUACAUUACAAUUACACCAGAGAAUUCACACUGGAGAUAAAGUUUAUAGCUGUAAUCAAUGUAGGAAGAGUUUUAAUCGCUCAAGCUUGCUGAAGGUACAUCAGAGAACACACACUGGAGAGAAAUCUUUUAUAGCUGUGAUCAAUGUGGGAGGAGAUUUGUUACACAUAGCAGUCUGACUAGACAACAGAGAAACAAAUCUUAUAGCUGUGAUCAAUGUGGGAAUAGAUACUCUGGUUACAUAUCUCUGAUUAAACAUCAGAAAAUAUACAUGAAGAAGUUGUUUCAUGAUAUCAAUAAAAUGUCACAAUGUAGA